Drosophila innubila is the source of this 1401-nucleotide messenger RNA. It is a transcript of the gene eIF3m, whose product is annotated as eukaryotic translation initiation factor 3 subunit M. Gene Ontology annotation, molecular function: translation initiation factor activity. Lineage: Eukaryota; Metazoa; Arthropoda; Insecta; Diptera; Drosophilidae. Gene Ontology annotation, biological process: cytoplasmic translational initiation. The transcript is spliced from 3 exons. Bases 107 to 1270 code for a protein of 387 amino acids. The record is from RefSeq and is a predicted model, not a curated record. Gene Ontology annotation, cellular component: cytoplasm; eukaryotic translation initiation factor 3 complex.
UUGCCCUUUCCUUUCGAGUUGUCAAUUCAGCGAAGACGACGACGACGUGUGCGUGCAAAUUGUUUAUACUUUCGCGAAUAUAAAUAAUUAAAUAUUGAAUAAAACCAUGGCUUCCCAUCCGGUGUUCAUAGACCUGUCGUUGGAUGAGCAGGUGCAAGAACUACGCAAGUAUUUCAAGAAAUUAGGCGCUGAAAUCUCAUCGGAGAAGUCGAACAAAGGCGUUGAGGAUGAUUUGCACAAAAUUAUCGGCGUCUGCGAAGUUUGCUUCAAAGACGGAGAACCCGCCCAGAUUGACGGAAUCCUGAACAGCAUUGUGUCCAUUAUGAUAACGAUACCCUUGGAUCGUGGUGAGAACAUUGUUCUGGCCUACUGCGAAAAGAUGACGAAGGCGCCCAACCAGCCGCUGGCCAAAGUGUGCUUGCAGUCACUGUGGCGUCUGUUCAACAAUCUGGACACAGCCUCACCACUGCGCUACCAUGUCUACUAUCAUCUGGUGCAGGUGGCCAAGCAGUGCGAUCAAGUUCUCGAGGUUUUCACUGGCGUGGAUCAGCUAAAGUCGCAGUUUGCCAACUGCCCGCCAUCCAGUGAGCAGAUGCAGAAGCUGUAUCGUCUGUUGCACGAUGUUACCAAGGACACCAAUCUGGAGCUGUCUUCCAAGGUGAUGAUCGAGCUGUUGGGCACCUACACGGCCGACAAUGCGUGCGUCGCUCGCGAGGACGCCAUGAAGUGCAUUGUCACCGCUCUGGCCGAUCCCAAUACAUUCCUGCUCGAUCCUUUGCUGUCACUGAAACCGGUGCGCUUCCUGGAGGGCGAUCUUAUACACGAUUUGUUGUCUAUCUUCGUUUCGGACAAAUUGCCAUCGUAUGUGCAGUUCUAUGAGGAUCACAAGGAGUUUGUCAACUCUCAAGGCCUGAACCAUGAACAGAACAUGAAGAAGAUGCGCCUGCUGACGUUCAUGCAGUUAGCUGAAAGCUUUCCCGAGAUGACCUUCGACACUCUGACCAAGGAGCUGCAAAUUGGCGAGGACGAAGUGGAGCCAUUUGUCAUUGAAGUGCUGAAGACGAAACUGGUUCGUGCCCGUCUCGAUCAGGCCAACCGCAAGGUGCACAUCUCGUCGACAAUGCACCGCACCUUUGGUGCACCACAGUGGGAGCAGCUGCGCGAUCUGCUGCAGGCCUGGAAGGAGAACCUCAGCUCAGUACGCGAGGGCUUGACGAAUGUAUCAUCCGCACAACUGGAUCUGGCGCGCACCCAAAAGCUAAUACAUUAGAAAUACAAGAUACCAAGAUACCGCGACGUCAAGAUCAAAUAAAAAGCGCCGUGAAAAGUUUAUAUAUUAAAUUAUUAUUUGAGGAAAUGCGUGGAAAACCAAGCUUGAAUAAAUUUCUAAGUAAAAUCGAA